UGCCAAUCGAAUCUAUAGAGGAAGCCCCUCCGACCAAACGAACCUAACCAAAACCCACUUGCUUCGAGCUGAAUAGCUCUCACGUCCGGCCAACCUUUCAUCAUAUCCCCGGCGAGCGGGUAUGUCGAACUCUAAAGACUAUACCGUCGGCUGGAUAUGUGCCAUAAGCACGGAGUACGUUGCUGCGCAAGCUUUCCUCGACGAAAUCCACGAUGGACCCGAAUAUGUGUCCCCGAAUGACAACAACGAUUAUACACUUGGCAAAGUUGGGAGACACAACGUCGUUAUUGCCGUCUUACCUGACGGGGAGUACGGCACAACUUCUGCGGCGAUGGUGGCAAGAGACAUGCUGCACAGCUUCCCGAAUAUUAAGAUCGGUCUGAUGGUUGGCAUCGGCGGCGGUGCGCCAAGCCCGACGCACAACAUCCAUCUUGGCGACAUUGUGGUGAGCGCCCCGCGUGAUGGGAAGGGUGGCGUAUUCCAGUAUGACUUCGGCAAGACGAUACAAGAUCAGAGAUUUCAAACCACGGGGUUCUUGAAUCAGCCACCAGCGAUCUUGCGAACUGCAAUGAACGGACUCAAGGCACGGUACGAGUUAAAAGGGCAUCAGCUCGAAACGGCUAUUAGCCAUGCUAUUCAAGAGAACCCAAGGCUACAUAAGAAGUACAAGCGGCCAGAUCCGAGCAACGAAAGGCUCUAUCGAUCAGAAAUCACCCACCCGGCGAACGAUGCAACAAGCUGUGAGAUAGUCUGUGGCAAUGAUCCAUCAAAGUUAGUUCUGCGACCUAAACGAAGCGAAGAUGAGGAUAACCUAGAAGUUCAUUACGGCCUGAUUGCGUCUGCAAACCAGUUAAUGAAAGAUGCUACGGUUCGAGAUCGACUUGCAGCGGAAAUGGACGUUCUGUGUUUUGAGAUGGAAGCGGCAGGGCUGAUGAGCCACUUCCCGUGCCUGGUUAUCCGGGGCAUAUGCGACUACUCAGACUCGCAUAAGAACAAAGAAUGGCAAGGCUAUGCAGCGAUGGCUGCGGCGGCAUAUGCGAAAGAUCUUCUCUGUCGCAUUCCUCCUAAUAAAAUCGAAGCUGAGAAGGAGAUUGGAGAAACUCUUCGGCAUAUUCUUCACAAUACGUCUAGGACUGAAGCACAUCUUGAAACGAUGAGAUAUAAGUUAAAUAAUAAUAAAGAUAUAAAGAUCCUUAAUUGGCUUACCCCGAUUAAUUACGGCCCCCAGCAGAGCGACUACCUAAAGAGGCGACAACCAGGAACUGGCCAAUGGCUCUUAGAUUCAGCAGAGUACCAAGCAUGGCUAAAGACCAAAAAGCAGACGCUGUUCUGUCCAGGCAUUCCAGGAGCAGGAAAGACAAUCCUCACAGCUAUCGUUGUUAAUGACCUCGAUACACGGGCUUCUAGCGACCCAGCCAUUGGCGUGGCGUAUAUCUACUGCAACUUCCAGCAGCAAGGCACGCAGAAGAUCGAAGACUUAAUGGCGAGUCUGCUAAUACAAUUAGCUCAGGGCCAGUCUUCUCUGCCAGGGAGCGUAAAAGAUCUUUAUGAUCAGCAUAGGACAAAGCGAACACGGCCAUUACUCGACGAGAUCUUGGGAGUUCUCCAAUCUGUAGCAAAAAUGUAUUCGAGAGCCUUUAUUAUCGUCGACGCACUUGAUAAAUGCCAAGUAUCUGAUGAUAGCCGGGCGAGAUUUCUGUCAGAGCUUUUCAGCCUUCAGACACGGCACGAAGUGAACAUUUUUGCAACUUCGAGGCCCAUUCCACAGAUUAUUGAUCAGUUCAAUGGUAGCGUGCAAUUAGAGAUCCGUGCCCAUGAUGAAGAUGUGCGAAAAUAUCUGGAUGGCCGUAUAUCACAAUCGGAAUCGAAGCUUUUAAAGACCUACUGUGAAAAAAUCAAAACUGAGAUCACAAAAGCAGUUUCUCCUAGCACACCUCUAUUUCGACUCUAUAAGAACGAAGAAAACACCCAAUAAAGUCGAAAAGGCUUUGGAAGGCCUUCCAACAGGUUCCCAAGCAUAUAAUCACGCGUACAAGGACGCUAUGGAGCGAAUCAAAGCGCAAGAUACAGAUUCUCGGGAGCUUGCAGAGCGUAUUCUGUCGUGGAUCAUCUGUACUAAAAGGCACCUUACUACAUUGGAGCUUCAGCACGCCCUUGCAGUAGAGGUUGGCAAGCCCGAAUUUGACGAGGGAAACCUCACACAGAUUGAAGACAUGGUCUCUGUGUGUGCCGGAUUGGUCACGGUCGAUGAAGAGACUGAUAUCAUCAGACUGGUCCAUUAUACAACACAGGAAUACUUCAAGCAGACACAAGACCAA
Hyaloscypha bicolor E is the source of this 2318-nucleotide messenger RNA. RefSeq names its product purine and uridine phosphorylase. NCBI's taxonomy places the organism in Eukaryota, Fungi, Ascomycota, Leotiomycetes, Helotiales, Hyaloscyphaceae. Gene Ontology annotation, biological process: nucleoside metabolic process. The record is from RefSeq and is a predicted model, not a curated record. The transcript has 3 exons. Gene Ontology annotation, molecular function: catalytic activity. The coding region runs from base 122 to 1975 and encodes 617 amino acids.